Molecule: messenger RNA, 2370 nt
Organism: Pseudogymnoascus verrucosus
Lineage: Eukaryota; Fungi; Ascomycota; Leotiomycetes; Thelebolales; Thelebolaceae
Exons: 1
Coding region: 164-1900 (578 amino acids)
Source: RefSeq, a predicted model, not a curated record
CAAUUCUGUACUUGCGCACGACCAUAUUUGCAACAUAUCUCAGCCUCACUUUUGUUCAGCUGAAUAUGUCUAUUCCUUCAAACACACACAUAUACACUACAGCUAGCCCACCUACUCAUGGUCUAAUCAAGCAAAGCAUUUUGUUGCCCAUCCAGGUUUCAACAUGAGUCCCACGAACCCAUUCGAAGAUUGGGACCCAGCUUUACUCGCCGCUCUCAGUGUCGCCGUAGGACGAGAACCCAUCAAACUAGCCCCAACAUGUGACCACGCACCUGUAACAUGCGUCUGGAAAUCUCAGCAAGAUCAUAGCUGCAGAAUCCAGCCAUUGAGAGAUGCAUGGCAAAAGGCGGAUCAGACCUACCCCUCGCAUGAUAAUCCGUUGGUACUAGCUCUUGACGAUGCUGGCUGUGAUCCUUAUCGCGCUCGCAUGGUGAUCAGCCAGGAGGGCUAUGGAAUGAUUCCUACGUCGUCAGACUCUCUUAUUCGCGCCUAUAGAAGAUUAGGGUACAGCAUUCGGCAUCCGGUCCUGGUAGGAACCCAGGUCUGUGAUCAGUGUCGCCCAGGGACGAACACGUUUGCUUUGCAGGGGUCGUCGUAUGAAGGAAGCUGCCAUUUUGUUCCUGUUAGCAUUGCAAGCAAUAUAGACGUUGCGGAGGAGGGAAAAGUGCUUUGUAUCGGCGCUGGAGGUGAGCUGCGCUGGUGCGGAAAGGACGAGUUCAUGGCUGUGAGCCAUGUUUGGGAACAUGGAUGGCAAGGCGAUAGUGAGAAAGGCUUGUGUAUUCGGACUUUGGAUCUGCUGCUAUUAGUGGCAAGCCUCUUCGGAUUGGAAUGGGUUUGGAUCGAUAUCGCCAUGAUCAGCCGCGAGCCUAUAUCGAGGAGCUUGGCAAUCAACUCCAUGAACUUUGUAUACACUUCUUCAAAAGUCACAGUUGUCUUUGAUAGGCUCCUUAUGUCUAUGGAUGAAGGCUCGGACCGAGAGAGGGUUAUGGCUGUGUUCCUCACGGAUUGGAUGACUAGAGUGUGGACCAUGCAGGAAGCACUUCUCUCCAAAGACUUGGUUUUCCUUUUUGGAGACAGCCACCUACAUGGCCACGAACUUAAAUGGUCAAUGAUUCAUAAUGCGCCUCUGCCAGACCUGCACUGGCAACAAUGGACAGCGAUUAGAUCCUUGUGCACAAUACUCGAGGGAAACGUCACCCCUAUGCUCGACCGUAUUUACACUCUUUCGAAGGAACGACUGACGACGAAGAAGGAGGACAUGUCUAGGGCAGUCUUCCCAUUGUUCGAACUGGAAUGGCCGGGCCGAGCGACGACUUUAGAGGAAGGGCAGGCGAAGAUACUUCAGCAUCUUGACACGAGGGCUGCUCGCCUGGCCCCUCUUCAUGGGCCGAUCAUGCCACAACCGUGGUCAUGGGCACCCCUUGUGCUUGCAGGCGCUAGCGGAUUCCUUCAGCCCCAGGGUGACGAGAGGCCUCUUUAUCCUGAUGGACUUCGAGGGCGAUGGGCUGCGUGGCGAAUUCUUAAAGUGCUUGGCAAGGCAGAUCUAGGAAGAGAUGGCUAUAGCACACAGCUUGCUCGGUUGACAGGAACGUGUUAUGAUACGGUUACAUUCCAGGUGGAGGGCGCAAGUCUAAUAUUCGGUGCGGGAGUCUUCUCUAGACCAGAGAAUACUUGCCCCUGGAGAGGACAGGAGCUGUUCCUGCUAAGGGCGCAUAAUACGGGUACGCCAAGGACGAAAGAACUAGAUUACUACGACUUAGUAGUGAAAGACUCUAGCCCUCAUUCCUCUGGUAUGGAGCUAUAUCAUCGGGUGGGGUCGGCUAUGGGAGGCUUGAAUGAUGGUACUGGAGGGCAGGGUCUUGAUGUUGGAGAUUUGUACUUGGAUGGAUACAUGAACUGAGCCAAUCUUGGCUUUUCUUUUUUCUUUGAGUUCUUUUAAUUCUAUGAUUGAUUACAUUGGCUUCUGGAAGAAACGACGGCCAAGAAAUAUUCCAAAGAAGGGAAGGAUGAGACGUAGAGUCCACUGCUGCUCCUGCGUUAGGAGAACGGGAUUGGGCGGAGACUAAUGGAAGGAAUGCGGACAUCAGCGGUUUCCUAUACGUCUUUUGUAGCAGAGGAGCCCUAUUUUUGGGUCAUGUAAAGGAUAACUGUUAUGCUUAAAUGGGGAGAGCAGACGGAAUGCGACCUCAGUUGGAGUCGGUUAUACACGAAAAUUUGAGAUUGAUGGGAUAUACUGAAUGGACUGAGCUUUGGGAUGAAUUGAAAGUUCGCACGUAAUCUUGUAUCUUCAUAAAAACGUUCGUUUUCCAUUCUCGCCUACCUAUGAUUCAUUUUGACCUAGCAGUAGAUUUCAGGAGUAAGUGAAGAGGC